This is a messenger RNA of Spodoptera littoralis (African cotton leafworm), 360 nucleotides long. Lineage: Eukaryota; Metazoa; Arthropoda; Insecta; Lepidoptera; Noctuidae. The record is from the annotation of a GenBank genome assembly.
AUGCCGCACUUCAGAAUCGAGACUAACGUACCAAGAAGUCAGAUUCCUGCUAAUUUUGUACAAAAAGCUGUGCCGGUGUUAGCCAAGGCACUUGGGAAACCAGAGCAGUACUGUGUAGUUUCCAUCAUUCCGGAUGUGCUAAUGAGUUUCGGUGGGUCUACGGAGCCCUGUGCUAUUGCCAACAUCAUGUCUAUUGGAGCACUCGGCGUGGAGCAGAACAAGAAACAUGCUAAAGUACUGUUUGAGCUGGUGGAACAGGAACUGGGAGUAAAGAGUGACAGGAUGUACAUAACAUUCCAGGACGAGCCCACCGGCAACGUCGGCUUCAAAGGCACCACUUUCCAUGCUAUCUUUGGAUAA